Clonostachys rhizophaga is the source of this 621-nucleotide messenger RNA. Lineage: Eukaryota; Fungi; Ascomycota; Sordariomycetes; Hypocreales; Bionectriaceae. The record is from the annotation of a GenBank genome assembly.
AUGUCUUCUUCCAACACACCCCUCCCAGUUUACCACUACCUGGACAUUGGCCGACUCGGUCGUGGAGAAGUUCUCUUUUUGUUCCUUAAAGACGCUGGCAUUGAGGUCAAGGAUGUCCGUUACGCCUGGGACGAUACUUGGCCAAAGACCAGCGAGAAGCUUGUUCAGCAAGGUUUGACCCGGACCGGCAAGCUUCCAGUGCUCGAAUACAAUGGGCUGAAGCUGAGCCAGCACGUCCCUAUUCUCCGUUACCUCGCCAGGGAGCUGGGCAGCUACGACGGAGUGACCUCUGUUGAGAAGUACACUGUCGAUUCUGUCGCUGACUUAUACGUUGACUGGAGGUAUGAGUGGGUUGCCUGCCUCCCUAAGCCAUCCGAUGACUACAAGGCCAGUCGCCCCAAGUACGUCGAUCUCAUCGCACAGUACUAUUCCGACACUAAGGGCCCGUACCUGCUUGGAGACAAGAUUACCUAUGUCGACUUUGCUAUUUAUCAGUCUAUUGACAACGAUAAGCGCGUUGGAGCUUUUGCGAACCUUCCCCAGUCUCUUCUCAACUUGGUGGAGGCUAUCGAAGCCAGGCCUAACAUUGCUGCCUACCUUAAGGAGAAUAAGGCGGCUUAA